GUCAGUCCGAAGCACGUGUUGAGUAAAGACCAAGUUGAGACGUAUCACGAUGCGGGGGCUGUGCUAUCGCAGAGGAGGAAUUACAAGAUAAAAGUCCAAUAAUUCCUGAGACUUGAACUUCCAAUUCAUUUCAAUCGUCUUUCUUGCAUCGUCAAAAUGGGAGACAGCAUUCAGCAAGAGCCCAAGGGCAUGCCUCUUCAAGAGGAUCCCUCUCGACCGGACUAUAUCAACGAAGCUGUCUUUAGGAGAAACACUCUCCCCACUCGUUCAUAUCAUAUUCCUGAUACUUCAAUCUCACUGAACGGAACAUGGGACUUUUCUCUCGCUGGCACAGUUCUCGAAGCACCCGAGCCAAGCGCAAAAGAUGUCGCUUUUGGUCAGAUCCAAGUCCCGGGCCAUUGGCAGCUUCAAGGCCACGGAAAGCCCUGGUACACUAAUGUUCAGUAUCCUAUUCCCGUCUGUCCGCCAUAUGUUCCUACAGAAAACCCUACAGGAACUUAUCGUCGAGAAUUCCACGUCCCGACGGGUUGGGCUGCGGAUUCUCAGCUGAGAUUGCGCUUUGAUGGCGUUGAUAGCGCGUAUCAUAUUUGGGUCAACGGCACCCUGGUCGGAUAUGCCCAAGGCUCAAGAAAUCCUUCCGAGUUCGACAUUUCAUCGUUUGUCAACCGCAAGGGCGCGAAUGAGCUCUUUGUGAGGGUUUACCAGUGGUCUGAUGCGACGUACAUCGAAGAUCAGGAUCAAUGGUGGCUUUCAGGCAUCUUCCGAGAUGUGUAUCUCAUUUCCUUCCCAGCUGCCAGAAUUGAAGAUUUCUUCCUCACGCCACUUCUUGACGAUGACUAUAAGAAUGCUCGCCUAAACGCAUCUGUUGAUGUCUUUGCUCAAAAGGGCGUCGUUGUCGAGCUCACGGUCUCUGAGCUUGCAAAGAAUGGCGGAGCUGUUAUUGGCUCCACCGAGACCUCUUUCGAUGGACAGUCAAAGGCUAGUCUCAGUCUUUAUGUAGAGGACCCAAAGAAGUGGACAGCAGAGACACCAUAUUUAUAUUCAGCAGAGAUAACACUCAAGUCUGAAGACAAGCAGACUGUCCUUCACAAAGUCCAGCAACGCGUUGGUUUCAGAACGGUUGAGCUGAAGGAUGGCCUAAUGAAGGUCAAUGGCAAACGCAUUCGCCUCAGAGGUGUCAACCGUCACGAACAUCACCCUCUUCUCGGCCGCUCUGUACCUCUGGAAUUUGCCAAGCGUGAUCUUCUCAUCAUGAAGAAGCACAACAUAAAUGCCCUUCGUUGCGCCCACCAACCUCACGACCCCCGUGUUCUUGACCUCUGCGACGAGUACGGCCUCUGGGUCAUGGCGGAGGCCGAUCUUGAGUGCCACGGCUUCUAUGAUGCUGUUGCUCGACCUCUCGACAUCCCCGAGUCGAUGGACUACGGCGAGCGAAAGAAGCUUGCCUUCGGAAAGGCUGCUGAGUUCACUUCCAAUAACCCCAAGUGGAAGGACGCUUAUCUUGACCGCAUCCGGGCUGUUCUUAACCGUGAUAAGAAUCACGCCAGUGUUAUCAUGUGGAGUUUCGGUAACGAAGCCUUCUAUGGUGAUAACCACAGAGAGAUGUUCAAGUAUGCUACGGAAGCUGAUCCCUCGAGGUUGAUUCACUAUGAGGGAGAUAUGGAGGCCGAGACAACACAUAUGUAUAGUUAUAUGUAUCCCACGGUUGAACGCUUAAUCAAGUACGCUGCAGAGGAGGGGGUCAAGGACGGCAAGUACGAAAAGCCUAUUGUACUCUGUGAGUAUGGACAUGCAAUGGGUAACGGACCCGGUUGGUUGGAAGACUAUGAGCAGGCCUUCCGUGACUAUCCUCGUCUCCAAGGUGGCUUCAUCUGGGAAUGGGCUAACCACGGUCUGUGGAAGGAUGAUCACGAGGGAGCAGGAUAUUACGCUUACGGCGGCGACUUUGGUGAUGCACCCAACGAUGGAACGUUUGUCAUGGAUGGCCUUCUCAACAGUCAGCAUGAGCCUACUCCUGGUCUGACGGAGUUCAAGAAGGUUAUCCAACCUGUUGGUUUUUCUUUCAAGGAUGGCGAGUUGAAGAUUGAGAACUGGCAUGAUUUUGCCGGCUUAGAUCACUUGACUGCGUCUUACAAGGUGGAGCAGUUUGGUCAAGAGUCUACCUUGAUUCACUCCAGGUCAUUCGAGAUUCCCGAGAUCCCAGCUGGCGAGACACGUUCCGUACCUCUUCCAGUCGACGCCAAGCGAUACAACAAGGGCAGCGAGGUUUAUCUGACAGUGACGCUAUCCCUCAAGCACUCCACAGCUUGGGCACCUGCCGGUCACGAGAUUGCUUGGUAUCAGCAGCAGCUCCAGGCUCCUCAAAGUGAUGCGAAUUCUGCUCCUGUCGCAAGCAAUACCCUCACUUCCAAGCUGUCCGUUUCUGAGAAGGGUGCUACUGUGUCAGUGUCUGGCAAGAACUUCGAGUUCGUCUUUGAUAGAGCUUACGGCUCUUUGAAGAACUGGGUCUCGAAUAACGUUGCGCUACUCACCUUCGACCCUAAGACCCAAGCUGCCAUCAUCCCGUCUUUUUGGCGCCCCAAGACCGACAACGACGUCCCUGGAGCCGUACCAUACUGGGAGCGAUUUGGUGUUGAACAACUCCAAUCUCAACUUCGAUCUUUCUCAGUCGACUCAUCGAACUCCGAUAAGGUUGUUCUCAAGUCACAUACCUUCAUCACUCCUCCAGUUCUGUUCUGGGGAUGGGACUGCGAGAUUGAGUAUACAGUCUAUCUCACAGGAGCUCUCAGUGUUAACGUCACGCGUCUAUCACCUACGGGCUCUUUCCCCGAGCACGUUCCCAGAAUUGGCCUCAAUCUGUACGGCAGCAAGACCCUAGAGCACGUCAAGUGGCUAGGCCGUGGACCUGGAGAAAGCUAUCCCGACAAGAAGGAUUCUCAACGUGUUGGAAUCUGGAAUGUCGAGUCUAUUUCUGAACUUCAGACUCCUUACGAUGUUCCUCAGGAGAACGGUAACAGAGAGGACACACGAUGGGUAUCACUUCGGGACUCUAAGUCUCCUGGCAUCGGACUCCGUGCGACACGUUUGGAUGGAAAGAACUUUAGUUUCUUGGCCUCGCAUCAUAGGGAUACAACUAUUCAUGAAGCUAGACAUCCUCCUGAUUUGAAAGAGGAUGAUGCGGUCUUUAUUAGGCUGGAUAGUAAGGUUGCUGGUGUUGGUUCAGGUGCUUGUGGACCUGCUGUUCGUGAAGAUCUUAUGGUUAAGACUGAGGAGACGACUUUUGGAUUCUUGUUGGAGCCUCUAUGAACUAUAUUGAUAGAUAUGAUGAGUAAAUGAUAAGGUACAGAAGUUCGAG
Molecule: messenger RNA, 3355 nt
Organism: Fusarium redolens
Lineage: Eukaryota; Fungi; Ascomycota; Sordariomycetes; Hypocreales; Nectriaceae
Product: glycosyl hydrolases family 2, TIM barrel domain-containing protein
Exons: 3
Coding region: 157-3306 (1049 amino acids)
Biological process (GO): lactose catabolic process
Cellular component (GO): beta-galactosidase complex
Molecular function (GO): beta-galactosidase activity; carbohydrate binding
Source: RefSeq, a predicted model, not a curated record